AUGGAACAUCCCUGUUCAUUCCUGCUACUCUGUGUUAGCUUUCUGUUCGUGCAGGCUUUACCACCAAAUGGAACUGAAUUACCCAAACCCACCACAACGACAAACUCUACAGAGGAGAACAAUUUACACAAGGACCUGCUAACUUCCAUGCUGAUCUUGCUGCUGGUGUUCAUCGUCUUCAUUCUGUUGGCUGGCUAUUUUUUCAGGUUCAGAAGACAUCGGAAAGCUGUUGUGAACUCCGGUGACAAAAAGAUGCCAAAUGGGAUCUUAGAAGAACAAGAACAGCAAAGGGUGAUGCUGCUCAGCAGGUCUCCUUCAGGCCCAAAGAAGUAUUUCCCUAUUCCAGUAGAAAAUCUUGAAGAGGAAAUAAGGAUCCGAUCAGCAGAUGAAGGGAAACUGUUCCGGGAGGAGUUCAAUUCAUUAACACCUGGAUAUGUGCAGGGGACAUUUGAAAUGGCAAAUAAGGAAGAAAACAGGGAGAAAAACAGAUAUCCUAACAUCCUUCCAUAUGAUCAUUCCAGAGUGAUUUUGUCCCAAAUAGAUGGAGUCCCACCUUCAGACUACAUUAAUGCGUCAUAUAUAGAUGGUUAUAAAGAAAAGAAUAAAUUUAUAGCAGCACAAGGACCCAAGCAAGAAACGGUCAAUGACUUCUGGCGGAUGAUAUGGGAGCAGAAGUCUGCAGUUAUCGUCAUGUUAACAAACUUGAAAGAAAGGAAAGAGGAGAAAUGCUAUCAGUAUUGGCCUGAUCAGGGGUGCUGGACUUACGGGAACAUCCGCGUGUCGGUGGAAGAUUGCAUCGUUCUCGUGGACUACACCAUUCGCAAGUUCUGCGUUCAGUCGCUGCAUGACGGUUGUAAAGCACUGAGGCUUGUCACACAGCUUCACUUCACCAGCUGGCCUGAUUUCGGAGUGCCUUUCACACCUAUUGGGAUGCUGAAAUUCCUGAAGAAAGUCAAAACGUUGAAUCCUGCCCAUGCUGGGCCAGUAGUGGUUCACUGCAGCGCUGGUGUGGGCCGAACAGGCACGUUUAUCGUUAUAGAUGCCAUAAUAGACAUGAUGCAUGCUGAACAGAAAGUUGAUGUUUUUGAGUUUGUUUCAAGAAUCCGUAACCAGCGUCCGCAGAUGGUUCAGACUGACAUGCAGUACUCCUUCAUUUAUCAAGCCUUACUUGAAUACUACCUCUACGGCGACACGGAGCUAGAUGUGUCAUCCUUAGAAAAACAUCUACAGACAUCACACAGUGCAGCGCCAAACCUUGUCAAAAUAGGGCUGGAAGAAGAAUUUAAAAAAUUAACGAACGUCCGAAUAAUGAAAGAAAACAUGAGAACUGGCAACCUUCCAGCAAAUAUGAAAAAAGCUAGAGUCAUCCAGAUUAUCCCAUAUGAUUUUAAUAGAGUGAUUCUGUCAAUGAAAAGAGGGCAGGAGUAUACAGACUACAUCAAUGCUUCCUUCAUAGAUGGCUAUCGCCAGAAGGAUUACUUCAUUGCCACUCAAGGACCGCUGCCCCAUACCGUGGAGGAUUUCUGGCGGAUGGUGUGGGAGUGGAAGUGCCACACCAUCGUUAUGCUCACAGAAGUUCAAGAGAGGGAACAGGAAAAAUGCUUCCAGUACUGGCCAUCAGAGGGCUCAGUAACUCACGGAGACAUAAAUGUAGAAAUAAAGAAUGACAGUCUUUUAGAUGCCAUAAGUGUAAGAGACUUCAUAGUUACAUAUAAUCAGGGUAACCACGAGAAGCAAAGCAGGCUGGUUCGGCAGUUCCACUUCCAUGGCUGGCCAGAAAUUGGAAUCCCUGCUGAAGGAAAAGGGAUGAUUGACCUGAUCGCAGCUGUCCAAAAGCAGCAGCAGCAGACAGGGAAUCACCCGAUCACCGUGCACUGCAGCGCUGGUGCUGGCAGAACAGGUACGUUCAUAGCACUCAGCAAUAUCCUGGAACGAGUGAAGGCUGAAGGGCUCCUCGAUGUAUUUCAAGCUGUGAAGAGCUUAAGACUGCAGAGGCCACAUAUGGUGCAAACACUGGAACAGUAUGAAUUCUGCUACAGAGUGGUACAAGAUUUCAUCGACAUAUUUUCCGACUAUGCUAAUUUCAAAUGAAAAUUCCUGCCUUAUUUUUUAAUUUGUCUGUAUAAAUAGUUGUAUAUUAUAUUAAUUUAUUCCAUGUCAUUUUGAUUGACUUUUAUUGUAAAUAUGCCUUUGUGUUUGCUCUAAAAGUUGCAUUUGCUGUACAAAAUUAUUUCUGAAAUAUAAAUAUCUUCUAAAGC
Cygnus atratus (black swan) is the source of this 2258-nucleotide messenger RNA. It is a transcript of the gene PTPRE, whose product is annotated as protein tyrosine phosphatase receptor type E. Gene Ontology annotation, molecular function: protein tyrosine phosphatase activity. The transcript has 19 exons. Lineage: Eukaryota; Metazoa; Chordata; Aves; Anseriformes; Anatidae. The record is from RefSeq and is a predicted model, not a curated record. The coding region runs from base 1 to 2091 and encodes 696 amino acids. Gene Ontology annotation, biological process: protein dephosphorylation.